GAAGAGAGAUCGGAUGUGAGAGAUCGCAGUUGGAGAGGAGGCUUGCUGCUUGAUUGAGAAGUUGAGAUGAAUUAAUCAGUCCCAUUAUUGUACUUAGACGGGAUCUCUUGGAAUCGGGAGAGAAACUUUGACCACUUGAGCUAUUCCUCACUGUCAUAAUUUCUUAAUAUUACCAUAGCAUAAAAGUCCGGAAUCAAGCUAAACUUCAUCUAAUGAGAAAGUUGGAUUACAUAUUUCAACCUUGAUAUUAUAAGUUCAAUCCUCAUUAGGAAUACUUUAAGGGUGAAAAUCCCUUAUCCUCCCUCCUCACUUUUAAAUUAUCUAACCCGUAUACUUCCUCCGUUCUUUUAAUAUCGCAUCAAUUGUCUUUUAGGGAAGUUUCACAAAUAUUGCAUCACUUCCAUUUUAGGACAAAAAAUAUCUAUGUUCACACUGCAAAUACCCAACAUACCCUUACUUUUUUCACACUUACUUUUUAUUUUAUCUUUACAUUAUAUGGACAAUUUUGUAUUUUCACAUUUCUCUCUCUUCUUUUUUCCCACUACCAAAUUUUGCCUCCAAAAUCCCUAUAAUACAAUAAAAAAAAGAAGAGAGGAAGUAUAUUGGAACAAAAAAUCCGUGUUCAUCUCUUUACCUAUAAAAAAGUGUUAAAAAUCCAAAAGUUUUGACAUUCACUAUAAAUUAAACAUAAUAUACGCCAUUCUUCAUCUACAUUCUACACCUGUCAUCUAUGGCACCUUCACAUUCUAACCCCAUUUUACUUUUCAUUUUUAUCAUCCAAUUAUUCCAUUUCAUUUCAACUCACCCGCUUAAUUCUCUUUCCCCUUACGAAAUCAACCAAGUUCGUGCCACAAUUUUGAAAAAUUACCCUCUACACACUCACACCUUAUCCAUUCACUACGUGGGCUUAGAUGAUCCACCCAAGCCCACGACUGAAUCAUGGAUCACAACUACAUCCAAGAGUCCAAACCCAAAUCCAAAUCCAACACGAACCGCUUACAUGGUGGUUCGUAUUAACAAGACCACCCAUGAAAUUACCAUGGACAUAACAAACCCGCUAAAAAGCACUCCCAAAAUUUUAACCGAUGACAUUUACCAUGGUAAUGGAUAUCCAAUUUUGACGGUCCAAGAGCAAGAAGUAGCAAGCAACGUAGCACAAACGUACGCUCCAUUCGUGGCAUCCGUUGCCAAAAGAGGGCUUAACAUACAAGAACUUGUAUGCUUAUGUUUUACUGUAGGGUGGUGCGGAGAAAAAAAGAAACAAGGGAGAAUAGUUAAGAUUAUGUGUUAUAGUAUGAAAGGUACCGUAAAUUUUUACAUGAGACCGAUUGAGGGAUUAUUCGUGAUCGUUGAUUUGGAUGAUAUGAAGGUGAUAGAUUUCAAAGAUAGAGAAAUUGUACCAUUGCCAAAAUCAGAAGGGACUGAUUAUAGGGAUACCAUGCUUCCUAGUUCGUCGUAUGGUCGUAUACCAACAAAAGGUGUGACAAUGAUACAACCACAUGGGCCAAGUUUUGAUAUUGAUGGUCACAUUGUGAGGUGGGCAAAUUGGGAGUUUCACCUAUCCUUUGACGCAAGAGUUGGACUAAUCCUUUCAACAGCAUCAAUAUAUGAUUCUCAGAAGCAAGAGCGCAGGCCUGUACUCUACCGAGGGUUCAUAUCGGAAUUGUUCGUGCCGUACAUGGACGUUACUGAAGAGUGGUACAAUCGAGCGUACUUUGAUGCUGGUGAAUAUGGCAUUGGUAUUUCGGUUGCGCCUCUUCAACCCAAGGUUGAUUGUCCUGAAAAUGCUGCUUUUAUGGAUGGUUACAUGACUAGUCACGAUGGCAAGCCUAUAAAGAUGCCCAACGUAUUUUGCAUAUUCGAGCGUUAUGCUGGGGACAUAAUGUGGCGACACACCGAAUUUAGUGUUCCCGGUCGAAUUAUAACGGAGUCUAGACCAGAGUUGACAUUAGUGGUCAGAAUGGUAACAACAGUUGGAAACUACGACUACAUAGUUGAUUGGGAAUUCUUUCAAAGUGGUGUAAUCAAGGUUGAGGUGGGAUUGACUGGCGUACUAGAAGUCAAGGGGACCAAUUACACCUACAAAGAUCAAGUCCAUGAAGAAAUCUACGGUACAUUGUUGGCACCUAACACAAUUGGUACUUACCACGAUCAUUUCAUGACAUUCCAUCUUGACCUAGAUGUGGACGGUCAAGAUAAUUCCUUGGUCAAAUCCCAUCUUGACAUCAUGGCCGUUAAAAAACAUCAUUCACCUAGAAAGAGCUAUUGGACGGUCAAGAGUGAGACAGCACAACGAGAAUCCGAUGGGAGAAUUCAUCUUGGAUCAAAAUCGGCCGAGAUCUUAUUUGUUAACCCAAAUAAGCGUACAAAAUUAGGGAACACAAUAGGUUAUCGUUUGGUCCCUGGACCAGCAAUACACCCGUUGUUAUUGGAAGACGAUUAUCCUCAACUUCGAGCCGGGUUUACAAAGUACAGUGUGAUGGUUACACCAUAUAAUAAGUCUGAAAAGUGGGCUAGCGGUUUGUUUACUGAUCAAAGUCAUGGUGAUGAUACAUUGGAGACAUGGAGCCUCAGAGAUAGAGAAAUAGAAAACAAGGACAUUGUAUUAUGGUACACUAUGGGUAUCCAUCAUGUUACAAGUCAAGAAGAUUUCCCAAUUAUGCCAACAGUUAGCAUUGGAUUUGAGCUUCGUCCAGCCAAUUUUUUCGAGACUAAUCCUGUUCUUUCCAUCAAGUCACCUAAAGAUAUUAGGUGGAUUAAUUGUUCAAUGAAGACGGACAAAUCUAUUUAAUACCAAUUUUUUCAAUUUUCAGGCAAGCUAUUGCCAAUUGAAUUUGUAAGACAUUUAUUGGCCUGGUUAGCCCUUUAUUGAAUUUAUAAUCCCGAUCAAUAAAUUACUGCUUUUUUGAA
Chenopodium quinoa (quinoa) is the source of this 2910-nucleotide messenger RNA. Its product is annotated as primary amine oxidase-like. Gene Ontology annotation, molecular function: quinone binding; primary methylamine oxidase activity; copper ion binding. The record is from RefSeq and is a predicted model, not a curated record. Lineage: Eukaryota; Viridiplantae; Streptophyta; Magnoliopsida; Caryophyllales; Amaranthaceae. Bases 731 to 2791 code for a protein of 686 amino acids. Gene Ontology annotation, biological process: amine metabolic process. The transcript has 5 exons.